This is a messenger RNA of Papaver somniferum (opium poppy), 3512 nucleotides long. RefSeq names its product DNA topoisomerase 1 alpha-like. Gene Ontology annotation, cellular component: nucleolus; chromosome. Gene Ontology annotation, molecular function: DNA topoisomerase type I (single strand cut, ATP-independent) activity; DNA binding. Lineage: Eukaryota; Viridiplantae; Streptophyta; Magnoliopsida; Ranunculales; Papaveraceae. The transcript is spliced from 16 exons. The record is from RefSeq and is a predicted model, not a curated record. Gene Ontology annotation, biological process: DNA topological change; DNA replication; chromosome segregation. Bases 187 to 3096 code for a protein of 969 amino acids.
UUGCUUCCUUUGGUAGGAAAAAGAAGACAGAGAUCGAACCCGAAAGAGAAGAAGGCAAGUGAAGGGGAAGAGAGAAGAAAUAAGAAAACAAAAGAAACAUAAAAAGAAGAACAAAAACCUAAGCUUCUCGAACCCUAAAUAAAAAAUUUUGUGGAUAUACAUGCAAAAAUACUACAAAGUCUAGCAAUGGCUGUUGACACUUGCAUGACACCUAAAAUACAAGAAGAGGAUGAUGAUGAUGAUGAGCCGAUUGUAUUCAGAAGAACCAAGGUAACACCAAAGCAGAAUCAAGUAAACUCCGAAAUAAAGAAGGUAUCAUCACAAAGGCUUGAUGGAUCUUCCCAAAGACACGAGGGAUCUUCCCAGAAGAACGAUGGAUCUUCUCAAAGACGGGAUGGUUCAUCUCAGAGACAGGAUGGUUCUUCUCAGAGACAGGACGCAUCUUCUCAAAGACGCGAUGGAUGUUCUCAAAGACAGGAUGGAUCUUCUCAAACGCGUGAUGGAUCUUCGCAGAGACAGGAUGGUUCUUCUCAAAGACGUAAUGGUUCAUCUCAAAAACACUGUGGGCCAUCAGAAAGGCCUAGUCCUGGAACAGCUUCUCCUAAUGGUCAAAAUUCAACUUUGCAAAAGGGAAAGAUGGUCUCAUCUUCAAAAUCAGCACCACUCAAGUCACCUUUAGCUAAUCCAAAGGCAUCUACUUCCGUACCUGAGAAGCCGAAACAACCGCCUACGCAAAAUUCACGAAUAAGUAAUAAUGAAAAGAAGCCUCCUGCCAAACCAAAUGUUGAUUCUGAGGAUUCUGACGAUGAUAAGCCCUUGAGUGCCAGACUUCUGGUAUCCACCUCAGCAUUGCAGAAAAGCAACUCUCACAAUGUUGCUAAGGUUCAUAGUCCACACCUUCCCAGUUCAUCAAUGUCAGAGAAAACAACAAUUUCCAGUAAAAAAUCUGUAGAAGAUUCUGAAGAUGAGGGUCCUUUGUCUUCAAUGAUCAAGAUGACGUCAGGGGGAGAGCCGUCUGUUAAGAAAGAAAUUGAAGAGAAACCUUUAGCUUACAAAGCGAAGCAAAAUGGCUCUAUCAAGAAGGAAAGUGAACAGUUAAACUCCCCAAAAUUGUUAAACAAGAGGCCGCUAGGUGAUAGUAGUACUCCAACUCACUCUUCUGCUAAAAAGCCAAAACUAUCAGAGUCAUCUGUUGCAGCUAAAGUAAAGCAAGUGUCUGUGAAAGCUGAAGUCAAGACGGAGGAUGAUGACGAUGACGAUGAUGAUGUUCCAAUUGCCGAGAGACUGAAGAAGGCUGCUGUGUCAGCAGGUACAUCUCAACCAAAGAAGAAAACAAUAACAAAGGUUGUUUCCUCUUCACUUAAAACAUCAAAGAAAUCAAAGAAAAUAGUAAAGAAAUCACAAUACUCGAAGUCAAUAAAGCUACAGCCCAGUUCCGGUGAUGGACAAAAGUGGACUACCUUGGAGCACAAUGGUGUUAUUUUCCCUCCAGACUACAAGCCUCAUGGUGUGAAGAUGCUGUACAAUGGACAACCUGUUGAUUUGACUCCUGAACAGGAGGAGGUUGCAACAAUGUUCGCAGUGAUGAAAGACACGGAGUAUGCUACGAAGGAGAAAUUUGUGGAGAACUUCAUGAAUGAUUGGAGAGGGAUACUCGGAAGAAAUCAUAUAAUUAAAAAGUUUGAGCUUUGUGAUUUCACCCCUAUCUAUGACUGGCAUCAGGCUGAGAAGGAGAAGAGAAAACAAAUGACCACGGAAGAGAAGAGGAUUGCCAAAGAAGAAAAAUUGAAGCAAGAGGAGAAGUACAUGUGGGCUAUUGUUGAUGGUGUCAAAGAGAAGGUUGGAAACUUCAGAGUGGAACCACCUGGGUUGUUUCGUGGCCGUGGAGAGCAUCCUAAGAUGGGAAAAUUGAAAAAACGCAUUCGACCAAGUGAUAUUACAAUAAAUAUUGGGAAAGGGGUGCCAAUUCCGGAGUGUCCAAUUCCUGGUCAAAGGUGGAAAGAAGUUAAGCAUGAUAAUACGGUUACAUGGUUAGCAUUUUGGAUUGAUCCAAUCAAUUCAAAAGAGUUCAAGUAUGUUUUCUUGGCUGCUAGUAGUUCACUGAAAGGGCAAAGCGACAAGGAGAAGUAUGAGAAAGCUAGAUUACUAAAGGACUACAUUCAUGAUAUCAGAGCAAAUUACACAAAGGACUUCACAAAUAAAGAUCUUGGGAAACGGCAAAUAGCAGUGGCGACGUACCUUAUCGAUAAGUUGGCUCUCAGGGCAGGAAAUGAGAAGGAUGAUGACGAGGCUGAUACAGUUGGUUGCUGUACGCUGAAAGUGGAAAAUGUUAAAUUAGUCCCUCCAAACAAAUUAGAGUUUGAUUUCCUUGGUAAAGACUCCAUUAGAUAUCUAAAUACCGUUGAUGUCGAGCUUCCAGUGUACAAAGCAAUCGGACAGUUUAAAAAUGGAAAAAAUGAUGGUGAAGAUCUUUUUGACAAGCUUGAUACUAGUAAACUGAAUGCUCAUCUCAAGGAACUCAUGCCUGGACUCACUGCAAAAGUCUUUCGUACCUACAAUGCGUCGAUUACUUUAGAUGACCAGUUGCAUAAAAAUACCAAGGAUGGUGAUGUUGGAGUGAAAGUUGUCGUCUAUAACCUUGCAAACAAGGAGGUUGCAAUUAUAUGUAACCAUCAACGUACUGAAUCAAAGUCCCACACUGCACAAAUGGAAAAAUUGCAAGGCAAUAUACAGAAGUUGAAGAUUGAUAUAGAUGUCCUGGAGAAGGAUUUGGAGAGAGCCAAAAAAGGAAAGCCUCCACUUCCGAGGUUGGAUGAUAAAGGAAACGAAUUUGUGCCGAGGAACUUGGCCCCUGACGCAAUACAUAGGAAGAUCAAUAAGAUAUAUGAGAGGAUUGAGAAAAUGGAGCGUGAUAUUAGUACAAAAGAGGAGCUUAAAACCAUUGCGUUGGGCACAUCUAAGAUUAAUUAUCUUGAUCCUAGAAUUUCAGUUGCUUGGUGCAAGCGACAUGAAGUUCCUAUUGAAAAGAUAUUCAACAAGUCACUUCUGGCGAAGUUUGCUUGGGCAAUGGAUGUGGAUCCUAGUUUCAGAUUUUGAUAUUUCGGUAAACAGAGCUUGCCUGAGUUUUAGUCGCAGACAGGCCGUGCCUUUCCACCUUGGAUUUUUCCGUUCCUUCUCAGGCAGAAUUUACAGGAGUUGUAUGGGAACUUCUCCCGCAGAGGUCUUAUGGAUGGACUAGGCCAGCUAGGCCAUUGCCUAGAGCCUCGAAUUGUUGGGGUUUUAAAUUUUUCUUAUAACAUGUUUGUUUUUCUUCUCAAUAUAGGUAGUGCUGGCUAGAUGGUAUCUAAAUUAGUGGUCCAACACUAUGUAGCUGUUAUUGAAAGCUGUUUGUUGUUUAAACACCAUGUACUGCUUUCCAUUACCAUCUAGCGGCCAUUAUUACUUCAUUUAUGUUCCCUUUUAUGUAAGGACAUUACUGCAUUAGGUAAUUCUCUCUCAAACUAAUCUAGAUA